UAUUUUCUGUCCGUAGGGAACUUCCUCACAGGUGGAGUUGGAAACAGCUGGCUGGACAUUUACUGCUUAAAGGGUUAACAGCUGUGGUGGCUCUUCCUUUCUACUGUGCGAGCCUCAUAGAGACCGUCCAGAGUGAGAUCGUCCGUGACGACUCGUCGUCCGGGCUGCUGGAUUGCGUCCGUGAAGGUUUGACUCGUCUGUUGGGCGUCGGCGCUCCUCACAGUCACCGUCUGCUUCCUCUCAGCUCUCUGCUGCUUCCCACCGCGCUGCACGCCAUCCUGCGCUACGCCAUCGCCGCCUCCGUCCAGCGGGUGGCGCUGUGGUUCCACCAGCGAGGAAGGAAGCAGCGCACCGACCCGUCCAACCCGCUGGACGCCUACUUCCCUGAGCUGGCGGCGGCGUGGGCGGGGUCUCUGGUGGCCGACGUGCUGCUGUUUCCUCUGGAGACGGCGCUGCACCGCCUCAGCCUGCAGGGAACGCGCACCAUCAUCGACGCCACCGACGGCGUGGUCGCCCUGGGUAACGUGGGCAGCCCGCUGGUCCUGCCCGUCAACUCUCAGUACGACGGCUUCUCCGAAUGUCUGCACGCCAUCCGCCGCAAGGAGGGAACCGCCGGGUUCUACCGCGGCUUCGGAGCGCUGGCGACGCAGUACGCGCUUCACGGGGCGCUGCUCGCCGCCGCCAGGACGCUGCUGAGGCUGCUGCUGCUGGAGGGGGGGGGGUAGCUAGUUACCACAGAGACACAGCUUCACUUCCAAAGUUCAAAUUAUUCUGUCACCAUGACAACGAAAAAAUUCUGUUUCUCUUUACGAGAAAAGUGUUAAAACCACGUUAUAACACGUCGUUAUAACAACGUGUCAUCACACGUCGUACGACUCACACUUCAGCUCCUUUCAGUUCUUACACACUUCUGCUGUUUCUCCUGCAAUCGCAUCAUAUUUCCUCCAUGUUUAGCCUAGCUUAGCACAAAGACUGGAAACAUAGGGAAACUGUUAGCAUAGCUUAGCACAAAGACUAGAAACGUUAGUGUAGCUCCAUCAAAACAAAAAUAAAUCCACUUUCCAACAACACAAGGUCGGAUUCACAUGUCGACUCUGAACGUUUGUCACGUCGUGAUGUCACUUCCUGCCUUCAAACCAAAUGUGGUGGUUAUGUUGCCAUGGAAAUGCAGUGUCACUUCCUGUUCCAGCGUGACCUCAUGACAACGUGGUGAAAGUAAACAUAAUAGAAGUACUGACAUGAAUACCUUCAGAGUAAAACACCAACAACAGCUGAUUUAAAUAAAUAAACGUGAAGCCACUUUUUAUUUGUAUAAAGUUGUAAAAAUGGAAAAUCUAUUAAAAGAAAUGUAGCAUUAGAUUAAAUUAUGUGAUCCAUAAAUAUUCCAAUCAAGAUUGAUCAGUUAAAUCAGAGAUUUUUCAAAAUAAAUGUUUGGAAAAUCAGUGGAAGAUUUUCAACAUAAAGUUAAAGCGUUUAUCUUUUUAAAAUCACUGAGCCUGUACUUGUUCAUAUUUUGUUGUUUGUUGUAAAUGUUGAAACUUUGUGUCGCAGAAAAAUAAAAUCUGAACUUAAAAAUGUGUUUUCACUUAAAAUAAAACAAAAUGGGUUCUCGUGGAGACUAAGCUUCUUGGUCAAUUUAAUCAACAAAUAAAAGAUAAUUUAUACAAAUACAUUUGAAUAUACACAUGUUACCACAACAUGCUUUAAAAGGAAUACAUGUUCAAAAGGUUACUGUGUAGUUUAUUGGUUUGACAUAAUUGAAAAUGAUCUUUUGUGAUUAUUUUGGUUAAAUGUUUUACUUGUUCCAGACAAGUUGUGUUAUUGA
Anarrhichthys ocellatus (wolf-eel) is the source of this 1825-nucleotide messenger RNA. It is a transcript of the gene slc25a46, whose product is annotated as solute carrier family 25 member 46. The annotation marks the transcript as partial. NCBI's taxonomy places the organism in Eukaryota, Metazoa, Chordata, Actinopteri, Perciformes, Anarhichadidae. The record is from RefSeq and is a predicted model, not a curated record. Gene Ontology annotation, cellular component: mitochondrial outer membrane. Gene Ontology annotation, biological process: axon development; mitochondrial fission; mitochondrial membrane fission. The transcript is spliced from 3 exons.